Messenger RNA from Panthera uncia (snow leopard), 852 nucleotides. Its product is annotated as membrane-spanning 4-domains subfamily A member 4D-like. NCBI's taxonomy places the organism in Eukaryota, Metazoa, Chordata, Mammalia, Carnivora, Felidae. Bases 341 to 772 code for a protein of 143 amino acids. The record is from RefSeq and is a predicted model, not a curated record. The transcript is spliced from 3 exons.
AGCCCUGCAUUGGGCUCUGUGCUGACAGCUCAGACAGAGCCUGGAGCCUGCUGCAGGGAGAUUCUGUGUCUCCCUCUCUCUCUGCUCCUCCCACUCUCUCUGCCCCUCCCCUUCUCUGCUGAUGCUCUCUUUCUCUCAUUAAUAAAUAAACAUUAAAAAAAUGUUAAAUCAACCUUUGUUUCCAGAAUGAUCAAGCUGUCUCAGACUCCCAGGUUUUUCUUUGCCUUGAGUUAAGAUUCCAGAAUGAUUCCUUCCCUAUUCCCCCAUAGGUCAUGCUGUCUCUGUCUGGCUCAGAUGAGAAAUUAUCCAAUAGUGGGUAACAACCCUGGGCAUAAUUUUGAUGAAUUCCAACUUUACUUACAUUUUAAAUAUAAUGCAUACAUAUGUACAAUCAUUUGCCAGAGUCAAGAGGGUAAGAACAGGGACUCCGUUUCUGAUUCUCUUUCAGAUCUGUAGCAGCCUUGGAACGAACACGCUGGCUGCCAUAUUGGCUGGAGUGUCGCUAAUAAUCCUUGCAAUCAGAACGGAAGUCUCCAGUCACUUCUUAUCAGAAACAGUCUUAGCUCGUUAUUUCUUAAUUGGGAUUAUGAUUAUGAAACUGAUCCUCAUAAUCCUGGGACUCAUCGUCUCGGUGUUGCUGUCUGCAUUUGGAUGCAGUGCUGUCUGCUGUGAUGUGACCUCAGUGGUUGUCGACUUAUCCUCGAAUGACUGUGGAGUUGCCGUAGCCUCUCUUUAUCAUUAUUAUGAUGACGUGGCUUUCCAACAUGCUUAGUUGUUGGAGAUAUCAACUUUUGAACCAUUCCUGGACUUCCUCUAAUUGUAUCAUUAAAAGUAAAUCAGUAAUCAGGUAGU